AUGCCCAAAGAAAUCGAAACAUAUCCGAUUGAUCCCGAGAUAGCGAAGAAGAACAAGCUGCGGAAGUAUGGCUUCCAUGGAAUCAGUUAUGCCUUUAUCACAAGGUCAGUGGCGGAGUUCCUGAAGAAGCCGGAGAGUGAGACGAGUAUUAUCGCGUUGCACCUUGGUAGCGGGGCGUCGGCUUGUGCGGUCAAGAAUGGGCAAUCGCUGGACAAUAGUAUGGGUCUGACGCCGUUGGCGGGUCUGCCGGGAGCGACGAGAAGUGGCGACGUGGAUCCAAGCCUGAUCUUCCAUUUCACCCACGACGCUGGAAAACCAAGUCCAGGCAGUACUAAGGAGCUGCAUAUUAGCACAGCGGAAGAGAUCCUGAAUAAGAAAUCUGGCUGGAAAGCCCUCGCCGGCACAACAGAUUUCGGCAUAAUCUCGUCAUCAUCAGAUCCCAGAUGCAAACUAGCAUUCGAUAUCCUCGUUGACCGCAUCCUUGGCUUCAUCGGCAGCUAUUACGUCAAAUUGGAGGGAAAAGUCGAUGCAUUGGUCUUUGCAGGAGGUAUUGGGGAAAAAGCAGCGCUUUUGCGGAAAAGGAUAUUGGAAAAGUGUAAAUGUCUCGGAUUCGAGGUUGAUGACGAGAAAAAUGACAAAGCAAUUGAGGAUGUGGUCCAAGAUAUUGGCAAGGAGGCGCGGCAUCGGAGUCUGGUGUGCCAAACAGAUGAGCAGUUUGAAAUGGCCAGGCAAUGUGCUGUGGGUCUGCAGACAAAGUAG
Molecule: messenger RNA, 759 nt
Organism: Letharia columbiana
Lineage: Eukaryota; Fungi; Ascomycota; Lecanoromycetes; Lecanorales; Parmeliaceae
Exons: 3
Coding region: 1-759 (252 amino acids)
Biological process (GO): phosphorylation; acetate metabolic process
Molecular function (GO): acetate kinase activity
Source: RefSeq, a predicted model, not a curated record